Messenger RNA from Zasmidium cellare ATCC 36951, 2229 nucleotides. RefSeq names its product glycosyltransferase family 39 protein. NCBI's taxonomy places the organism in Eukaryota, Fungi, Ascomycota, Dothideomycetes, Mycosphaerellales, Mycosphaerellaceae. The record is from RefSeq and is a predicted model, not a curated record. Gene Ontology annotation, biological process: protein O-linked glycosylation via mannose. The transcript is spliced from 3 exons. Gene Ontology annotation, cellular component: endoplasmic reticulum; membrane. Gene Ontology annotation, molecular function: dolichyl-phosphate-mannose-protein mannosyltransferase activity. Bases 1 to 2229 code for a protein of 742 amino acids.
AUGGCGGCGCAAGAUGCAACGACCACGGGCGCCGACGCGCAGCAUGGCCUGAGACAGCGCAAUGUCGGCCAGAACCAGCCGAAUGGCAGCUACGUCCCCAAACAGGUCGGCGACAAGCUGGACGAGAAGACGAAGCAAAAGACCAACUCCUUUCUCCAAACGCUCGACGAUUACGAGUUCCUGAUCGCACCCAUCAUCUUCACCGCCCUCGCCUUCUUCACGCGCAUGUGGAAGAUUGGCAUCUCCAACAUCGUCACAUGGGACGAGGCGCAUUUCGGAAAGUUCGGUUCCCACUACCUCAAACGCGAGUUCUACUUCGAUGUCCACCCUCCUCUGGGAAAGAUGCUGGUGGGUCUAUCAGGAUACCUCGCGGGAUACAAUGGGUCAUUCGAGUUUAAGAGCGGCGAGGUAUACCCCGAGGAGCUCAACUACACCUUUAUGCGAUUGUUCAACUCGGCUUUUGGCGCACUGUGCAUUCCCCUGGCUUACUUCACGGCGAAGGAACUCCACUUCAAGAGACCGACGGUGUGGCUGGUGACUAUGAUGGUGCUGUUUGAGAAUUCAUACACCACCAUCAGCAGAUUCAUCCUGCUGGACAGCAUGCUUCUGUUCUUCACCUUCACCACGGUUUUCUGCUGGGCCAAGUUCCACAACCAGAGACACGACCCCUUUUCGCCCUUGUGGGGCUUCUGGCUGUUCAUGACUGGUAUUUCGAUUGGCUGUGUGUGCAGUGUCAAGUGGGUUGGCAUGUUUGGAACUGCGUUGGUCGGUCUCUACACCAUCGAGGAUCUCUGGAACAAGUUUGGAGACCUCAAAAUGCCAAAGGUGGAGCUGGUAGCACAUGUUGGAUUCAGGGUUGUCGGUCUGAUCAUCAUUCCUGUCCUGGUCUACAUGUUCUCCUUCUACCUCCAUUUCUUGAUUCUCGAGAACAGCGGCCCUGGCGAUGCCCAGAUGUCUUCGCUGUUCCAGGCCAAUCUUAGAGGUACCGAAGUUGGAAAGGACAGCCCUCUGGAGAUCGCCUUCGGCUCGCGCGCGACGUUGAAGAACAUGGGCUACGGUGGUGGUCUUCUCCACUCUCACGUUCAGACCUACCCUGAGGGCUCCCAGCAGCAGCAAAUUACCUGCUACCACCACAAGGAUGCCAACAACGACUGGUUCUUCUACCCAAACCGCCAUCAGCCCGAGUUCAACCCAGAAGACGACAUCAAGUUCGUCGGCAACGGCGACGUUAUUCGACUCAUCCACGCCCAGACUGGCCGCAACUUGCACUCCCACCAGGUCGCUGCUCCAGUCACUAAGGCUGACUGGGAAGUCUCCUGCUACGGCAACACCACCAUCGGCGACACCAAGGACCACUGGAUCGUGGAAGUUGUGGAUGAUGCUGCUUCUAGUGAUUACUCGAAGCUCCGAACCCUGACCACUGCAUUCCGUUUGAAGCACGCAGACCUUGGCUGUUAUCUCAGAGCUGGCAAUGUCAACCUGCCACAGUGGGGUUUUAAGCAGAUUGAGACGACCUGUGUGAAAGAGAACAAGCCACGUGAUCCAUACACUCACUGGAAUGUUGAGUCUCACACCAACGAGAAACUCCCACCUGGCGACCCCGGCUCAUACAAGUCUCCUUUCCUCCGCGAUUUCGUGCACUUGAACGUGGCCAUGAUGACCUCAAACAACGCGCUCGUGCCAGAUCCCGAUAAGCAGGACGAUCUUGCCUCGAAGCCAUGGCAGUGGCCUCUCCUCCAUGUCGGUCUCCGCAUGUGCGGUUGGGACGAUAACAUCAUCAAGUACUUCCUCCUCGGUAACCCAGCAGUUUACUGGGGCUCGACCUUCUCCCUCGUCUUCUUCUUGGGUAUGGUGGCCUGGUAUGCCAUUCGCUGGCAACGCGGCUUCGACGAGCUCACCUGGAAGCAAAUCGACCACUUCCAGUACUCUGGCAUCUAUCCGGUCAUUGGAUGGUUCUUGCACUACCUGCCCUUCAUCGCCAUGGCCCGUGUUACCUACGUCCACCACUACUACCCGGCUCUUUACUUCGCCAUCCUAUGUUGUGGCUUCUGCGUGGAUUGGUACACUCGCAGCUUGCACAAGGGCGUGCAGUGGGGUAUUUUCACGGUGCUAUAUGCCGUUGUCAUCUUCAUGUUCUGGCUGUUCCGAGCCUUCUGCUUCGGUAUGGAAGGCUCAAACCAGCAGUGGAAGCACUUGAAGUGGCUGUCCACGUGGAGAAUGUCGGAUUAG